AUGCCACGUGCAAGAGAAUCUUUGGCUUUGUGGAUUGCAUUUGGUGCUGUUGUGAUGGUUAUUUUGAUGAUGAACUCGUCAGUUUUUGUUGAUGCUUUAUCGGUAAAGAUUGAUCCGUUGAGUGAACAAUGUUUUUGGGAGGAGGUUAAAAAGCCCAAUGCAAAAGUACUUUUACAAUUCCAAGUGUCAAGCGGAGGCUACUUGGAUAUUGAUUUAACUAUUUCAUCACCAAACGGUGUUUUAGUCCAUGAGAGUAAAGGAGAGACAGAAGGAAAAUAUACAUUCACAGCUGUAGAAACAGUUACAUUUGAAAUUCAUGUCGGAGAUCUCUUCGACCCAAAUCUUACAAAGCUUGAUGAAAAGGAUCCUAUUGUAAAAUCAGUUUUAAGACUUACAGAGGGUCUAUCAGAAAUUCAACAGGAGCAAAAAUUCUAUCGUACGAGAGAAGAAAGUCACAGAGAUUUAGCUGAAACCACCAACACAAAGGUUAUGUUUUGGGGUAUUGCUGAAAUGAUUGGUAUUGUAGUGAUGGCUGUUGGACAAGUGUUUGUUUUGCGUCAAUUCUUCAAAACAACCAGAUCGGUGUAA
Molecule: messenger RNA, 588 nt
Organism: Naegleria fowleri
Lineage: Eukaryota; Heterolobosea; Eutetramitea; Acrasida; Naegleriidae
Exons: 3
Coding region: 1-588 (195 amino acids)
Biological process (GO): intracellular protein transport; Golgi organization; endoplasmic reticulum to Golgi vesicle-mediated transport
Cellular component (GO): endoplasmic reticulum-Golgi intermediate compartment; endoplasmic reticulum; COPII-coated ER to Golgi transport vesicle
Source: RefSeq, a predicted model, not a curated record